CGGACCCGUGCACUGUAGAAGCCAUGCCCACGAGCGUACGUGCGUGCGUGCCCAAGCUGCGUGCGUGUACGGGUACGAUGGUGCAGGCAUGCCCGAGCGAGAACGUGCAGCCAGCCCAAGCCACCGCGUCGAUGGCCACUGCUAUAUAUAUGCAGCACGCGGUCGCACAGGCAGGCAGACAAGCACACAGCUAGGUAGUCCCCCAUCAGCUAGAGCUCAGCUUCCGCGUGCCUGCACUGCACAUACGCACGCACAGCUCCAGACACAGCUACGACUCGACCACAAGCCAGCCAUGCCGGCCUUCGCGGGGGGCGCAGCGGAGCCGCCGCUGGCAGACAGCUACUACGCGCUCCUCCGCCGCGGCAAUGACGAUGAAGGCGCCUACACGACGUCGACAGCGCCAUGGGACGACGUCUCACUGCCCGUGGCGGAGUGCGAGCUCCCGAUGAUCGACGUCGGGUGCCUGACGACCGCCGACGACGGCAGCUCCCCGGAGGCGGAGGCGGAGCGGGCGGCGUGCGCGGCCGCCAUCGCGCGCGCCGCCGAGGAGUGGGGCUUCUUCCAGGUGCGCAACCACGGCGUGCCGCAGGAGCUCCUGGAGGAGAUGCGCCGGGAGCAGGCGCGCCUGUUCCGCCUGCCGUUCGAGACCAAGGCCACGGCCGGCCUGCUCAACGACUCCUACCGCUGGGGCACCCCGACCGCGACGUCUCCGCGCCAGCUGUCCUGGUCCGAGGCCUUCCACGUCCCGCUCGCCGGCGUCUCCGGCUCCGGCACCACCUGCGACUUCGGCGACCUCACCACCCUCAGCAGGGAUGUGACUCGGGAGGUGGCGGGCGCGAUGUCAAAGCUGGCCGGCACGCUGGCGCGCGUCCUGGCGGAGGCCCUCCUGGGUCGGCGGCCCGCCGGCGAGCGCUUCCCGGAGGGGUGCGACGAGACGACGUGCUUCCUGCGGCUGAACCGGUACCCGGCGUGCCCCAUCUCCCCAGGCGCCUUGGGCCUGGUCCCGCACACGGACAGCGACUUCCUCACCGUGCUCUGCCAGGACCAGCAGGUCGGCGGCCUGCAGCUCAUGAAGGGGGACAGUUGGGUGGCCGUCAAGCCAAUCCCCGGCACCCUCGUCGUCAACAUCGGGGACCUCUUCCAGGCGUGGAGCAACAACAGAUACAAGAGCGUGGAGCACAAGGUGAUGACGAACGCCAGGACGGAGCGCUACUCCGUCGCCUACUUUCUCUGCCCGUCCUACGACUCGCCGAUCGGCACGUGCGAGGAGCCUUCUCUCUACAGGACGUUCACCUUCGGGGAGUACAGGAGAAAGGUGCAGGAAGACGUCAAGAGGACCGGGAAGAAGGUCGGCCUCCCUAAUUUUCUCGCGCAAACAUAAUUAUGAUAUCCAGUUUUUGGACCGUGCAUGCCAACGCGCAUGUGUACGUUCCUAGCUUUAAUUUCUCUGUAUACACAAUGGAGAGGAGAGUGCAGUGUGAUGUUGGUAUAGACGUUAUUAAUAAAUACUAAUUUGUAGCUUAAUUUGAUGUAGCUACCACCAUACAAGAAUGUAGCAGGAUCGAGCGGUUGUGUGUGUGCGUGUGAUCGUUGCCGAUGAUAAGGAGCUGAUCGUUUUUUUUUGUGUGUGUGUGUGUGUGUUUUUUAAAAAAAUUCUCAGUGAUGAAUUGUUUUUUCUGUAUAAGAAUGAGUUUGCAUGUACCGAUGUACGCUGGUGGAGAUUUUAUAGAUAUUGUUCAUGGCUA
Molecule: messenger RNA, 1745 nt
Organism: Zea mays
Lineage: Eukaryota; Viridiplantae; Streptophyta; Magnoliopsida; Poales; Poaceae
Product: gibberellin 2-beta-dioxygenase 6
Exons: 3
Coding region: 89-1381 (430 amino acids)
Source: RefSeq, a predicted model, not a curated record